AUGGUCGUAAAAAAUGACGUAGAUGUUAAAAAAAAAUCAGAAGAUUUCAGAUUAUAUGAAAAAAAUAGUAAUGAUCCUAUUCAAAUUAGAGUUAAAAAUCAUUAUUAUAAACAACAUAAAUUUCAAACUGUUGAUUUUGUUAAUAAAAUGCAUAAAAAAUGGUUAGAAUUUAAUCAUGGAUCACUAGAAAUAUUAGAAUGUUUAGAUUUAUUAAAUACAUUAAUUGAUGAAAGUGAUCCAGAUACUGAUGAUGCUAAUAUAGUUCAUGCAUAUCAAACUGCUGAAAGAUUACGUAAAAUGUAUCCUGAUGAACCUUGGCUUCAUUUAACUGGUUUGAUACAUGAUUUAGGAAAAGUGAUGAGUGUUUGGGGUGAAGUUCAAUAUGCGGUAACAGGAGAUACAUAUCCAGUUGGUUGUGCUCCUGUAGAUUCAAUUGUAUAUGGAAUUGAAUCUUUUGAGGGUAAUAGUGAUUUAGAAAAUUCUAAAUUUAAUACAAAAUUAGGAAUGUAUAAAGAAAAUUGUGGAAUUGAAAAUUUAUUAAUGUGUUGGAGCCAUGACGAGUACCUUUAUCAAGUUUUAAUUAAUCAUGGUUGUACACUUCCAAUGGAAUGUCUUCAUGCAAUAAGAUUUCACUCAUUUUACCCAUACCAUACAGGAGGUGAUUACAAAUAUUUUGAAACAAAAAAAAAUAUUGAAUUAAAAAAGUCUAUUGAUAUUUUAAAUUCUUGUGACUUAUAUUCAAAAAGUGAUACAAAACCAGAUAUUGAAGAAUUAAAACCAUACUAUCAAUCACUAGUUGAUAUUUAUAUCCCUGGUAAAGUAAAUUUUUAA
Molecule: messenger RNA, 831 nt
Organism: Strongyloides ratti
Lineage: Eukaryota; Metazoa; Nematoda; Chromadorea; Rhabditida; Strongyloididae
Product: Inositol oxygenase
Exons: 3
Coding region: 1-831 (276 amino acids)
Biological process (GO): inositol catabolic process
Cellular component (GO): cytoplasm
Molecular function (GO): inositol oxygenase activity; iron ion binding
Source: RefSeq, a predicted model, not a curated record